Molecule: messenger RNA, 555 nt
Organism: Rotaria sp. Silwood2
Lineage: Eukaryota; Metazoa; Rotifera; Eurotatoria; Philodinida; Philodinidae
Source: the annotation of a GenBank genome assembly
AUGUAUGUAAACGUAUUAUUAUUAUUAUCAUUAUUUCUUUCAAUUAUUAAUCAAUGUUUAUCGCUAAAUUCUUAUUCUAUUCAAUUGAAUGAUAUUGAUUUAAAUUCAUGUGAUAAUAGUAAUAAUGUAUUUGAUAUUCUUUCAUUUAAUCUUUGGUCAAACUAUUUGGAAAUACCAGGUGAUUUAGAUGUUUCAUUAUCAUUUUAUCUAAAUCGAAAUUAUUCUACAAUACAAUCAACAUAUACAAUUAAAAUUGAACGAAAAUUAGGUCCAAUAUGGAUUAAUUUACCUUGUAUAACUGAUCAUUGUUCUGAACAAUCUUUAUGUACACUUAUUCAAAAUUCAUGUAGUUCAAUAAAUUCUUGUAAAAAAACUUGUCAAUUAUCAUCCGGAAGUCAUACAUUAGAACAUAUUCGUAUUCCAAUAAAACCACAAUUAUUUGAACAUCAAUUAUUUACAAAUGGACAAUAUAAAUUUAAAAUUAAAUUUUAUGAUCAUACAAAAACAUCUAUUGGAUGUUUUAAUGGUUAUAUAACACUAAGAAAUAGCGUAUAA